CAACGAGCAUCACAGUGCUGAAGUGACAGAAUCAGGGUGCCAUCUGCAGCCGAGGACAGGAGCCCAGCGCCCAGCUCUCGCUGUCCAGGGCCAGACCGUAAGGUAAGAAGAGACCGGCAAUUACCCUGGAUGGUUUCCACCACUGUAUGCACGUAAGUGUCUGCAGCAAAGCAAACUGCGAGCCAGCGCGGAGACGGAGAAGACCAGGGAGUGGGCGCUGCUCGAGACCCUCCCGCUCCGCCCAGGUCUCCCUUCAGCACCACCCUGGAAGCUCUGCUCCAGGUGCAGAAGAGCACAGGAUUGAGCUCACUGCGUCUACCUUUAGACUGGCACGUCAACACAAGGACUGCUUCUGACGGUCUCUGGCUCCAAACACUUAAAUGUGCUUAUUCACCUCUGCACGGGACAGUCACUGGUGGGAGGAAACGCCUGGUGACAGUGGCCCAGGGCGCUCUGAUAAAGGCCGCCGGCAGCGUGAGGCCCUUACCGCCUGUCUCCGCGGUGCUCUUCUUGUUCAGGAUCUUCAGGAUGUCCCUGGUGAUCUUCUUCAGCUGGUGCCGCGCCUCCUCGCGCUCCUUGCCCACGCCGUAGAGCAGGAUCGUGCGCUGGUUACACUCGUGACUCGAAGACUCGUCCUGGAAAGCAGAGCACGUGGGGCAUCCGAGCGCCGUGCACGGGCCGGCUGCCCCGCUCGCCCCUGAAGCCCCCCAGCAGCAUUUGCAGGCGGCCGGCAGGCUGGACCACACCCUGCAGACCACCUCCACCUGCGCUGGCCAUGCUUUCCAGUCUGGACCUUGCUAAAGCUUAAGAAGACAAAGGCGUCAACCAACCUGACGUCUUAAUAGGAGCAUCUGAUGAGGGCGAACUCCACAGAAACGCUCUAGACUUCACUGAUGAAACCUCUGCAAAUUCUCUAUCACCAAGAUGUCUGGCAACUAAACUAAGACGCCAACAGGAAGACACCAGGAGCCAGUCUGCAAGCCGCGCUGAGCUCCAUUCCUGGAGACAUCCAAGCCCGCAGCACCGGCCGGGAACCAGGUGGCAGAGGAAAUGCUAGCCGGGGACAACCUCACCUCUGUCCCGGGCAACGGCAGCCUGUGCGCCCGGGACCACAAGAUCACCCAGGUCCUCUUCCCGCUGCUCUACACCGUCCUGUUUUUCGCUGGACUCAUCACCAACAGCCUGGCCAUGAGGAUUUUCUUUCAAAUCCGCAGUAAAUCCAACUUCAUUAUUUUUCUUAAGAACACCGUCAUUUCCGAUCUCCUCAUGAUUCUGACUUUUCCAUUCAAAAUCCUCAGUGAUGCCAAGCUGGGCCCCGGGCCCCUGAGGACCUUCGUGUGCCAGGUCACCUCUGUCGUCUUCUACUUCACCAUGUACAUCAGCAUCUCCUUCCUGGGCCUGAUAACUAUUGACCGCUACCAGAAGACCACCAGGCCCUUCAAGACGUCCGGCCGCCACAGCCUGCUGGGGGCCAAGGUUCUCUCUGUGGUCAUCUGGGCCUUCAUGUUCUUACUGUCCCUGCCCAACAUGAUCCUCACCAACAGAAGGCCGAGGGACAAGAACGUCAAGAAGUGCUCUUUCCUCAAAUCAGAGUUUGGCCUGGUCUGGCAUGAGAUCGUCAAUUACAUCUGCCAAGUCAUCUUCUGGAUCAACUUCCUAAUUGUCAUCGUAUGCUACACGCUCAUCACAAAAGAGCUCUACAGGUCCUACGUCAGGACCAGGGGCGCAGGCAAGGCGCCCAGGAAGAAGGCGAAUGCCAGGGUCUUCAUCGUCAUCGCCGUCUUCCUCCUGUGCUUCGUGCCCUUCCACUUCGCCCGGAUCCCCUACACCCUGAGCCAGACCCGGGAGGUCUUCGACUGCGCUGCUGAGAACACCCUGUUCUACGUGAAGGAGAGCACCCUGUGGCUCACCUCCUUGAACGCCUGUCUGGAUCCCUUCAUCUACUUCUUCCUCUGCAAGUCCUUCAGGAAUUCCUUGAUAAGUAUGCUCAAGUGCCCCACUUCUGCACAGUGUCCAUCCCGAGGAGACAGGAAGAAAGCAGAGGGUGCUGGUGACCCAAGCCAAGAGACUCCAAUGUAAGAGAGUCACCCAGGGGGCCGCCUCAGCCCACCAGGGUCCAGAACUCCUCCACGGAACGCACCAGCCAACCACAACCCUGACUAGGAAGUGGCGGAGCAGUCGGUAGUCCCGACUCCUGGAAACAGUGGCGGAGACUAAGGAGCCAGCUUUGCCCACUCUCCCAGCGUGGAUGCCUGCUUUGAAGCUGGACAGUGCAACCGAGCUUCCUGGUGCCACGCUGCAGGCGGAGCAGAAGACAUGAUCUGCAAAACAACUACUGGAUAACAACUACCGCGGGUGCCAAAUGCAUUGCUGAUCUCGACUGUGUGAUUCAUGACCCAUGAAAAGGAAUGACCAAUCUGAUACAAUCCCCUGACCAAAAAUGAUACCCGUUAAGAUAAGAGUACAUCCUAGUCCCCUACCCAAACCCAGACCUCCUGUGAUCCUUGGAAAAUCUUCAGUAGGUACACAAAUAUAAUAACCACUGGCUUAAUAUUACCAAAAUCCAUACAGAUUUAAAUGAAUUGAAAUGGUAUUUAAUGGAACUGAAUUGUUUGAAAUGUUUGUUAGGACAAUAGAGACUUAAGGUAAACCAUUCCAAUAAAGAACAGUUAUAUCUAAUAAAAUCAUUAAAGAAAGGACAGUUACUUUUACAAUAUUAUAAUACUAAAAAAAUUAUACUAGUAUUUCCUUAACACUAAAGAAGAAAGUUUUCUAAUAUUUUGACAACUUCGAUGAAUACAAUAACAUCAACACUUAACCUUUAUUAACUAGCUUCUAGAAAUACUUGCUACUUGGGUUAAUAAACAUUUUCCCUUAGUAAGAAAAAUGAACUAAAUAUGAUUACAAAGUUGUAUUGCUUAACUACUAAGUGAAAGUGACUGAACUUUUUGGGAUUAACCUGUUUGCAUUUGUGUGUAUAAUAUAAAAAUUCAUAUUA
Molecule: messenger RNA, 2998 nt
Organism: Sciurus carolinensis (gray squirrel)
Lineage: Eukaryota; Metazoa; Chordata; Mammalia; Rodentia; Sciuridae
Gene: P2ry12
Product: purinergic receptor P2Y12
Exons: 4
Coding region: 1051-2079 (342 amino acids)
Biological process (GO): blood coagulation; G protein-coupled receptor signaling pathway
Cellular component (GO): membrane
Molecular function (GO): G protein-coupled purinergic nucleotide receptor activity
Source: RefSeq, a predicted model, not a curated record